Molecule: messenger RNA, 6277 nt
Organism: Porites evermanni
Lineage: Eukaryota; Metazoa; Cnidaria; Anthozoa; Scleractinia; Poritidae
Source: the annotation of a GenBank genome assembly
GUCAUUUUCAAGAAUUUUCCGUGGUUUUCGCUGUACUAUUAAAUGUUCAUAAUCAUUCAAUGCUCGAAUUAGACAGGAGAAUGCCUUCCAAACAAAGUGAUAAUGUCAGUUUAUGGAAACCCUCCAAAGCAAGAUACGAAUUUCGAACAAAUCCCGAGUGGCAGGGGAAAACAAGUUCUGGAUUUUGCAUGGGUUACCUCCAGGCGAAUUUAGCGAUUCUUACAAGUUCUUUGGCGAAGGAUUUUCAACGUUUUUGCGAGCUUAACAAUGCUCCAUGUCCGUUAUUGUACAGAAGCAAAACUGGUGAACUAUCAGCUGGAUUUCUUGCUCCUGACUCUGAUGUAAGGUACAAUGAAAGCUCCUAAUGAAUCGCUUUGCCCUAAAGGACAAGUAAUUCAUGUAGACUACCAUGAAUUACUUGCCCCUUGUAGGCUCGGGAAUGGGUUGGUUACCGUGGUGGAAAAAGGGUUCUGCUUCAAUCAAAAAGUGCAAAGGAAAGUAUAUCCAUUUAUAGCCAGUUUAAAAUAAACCAAACGUUUCCGUUUCCACAUCGUUGAUUUACAUGCGACAUUUUUAUUCGUAAGGCUAACCCUAUUUGUGGGCAAUAUGAGGUGAAUCCUGAGUUCUGAUAGGCUACACAAGUUGGCCAGAUGGGCCAGCUCAGGAUUAACCACUUUAACCCACGGGAAAAGAUUUUGUUUUGGGUAUAUUAUGAAUAUCUUUAUUCACAAAGCUUGUUCAGUCAAGAUGGCUUGGAUAUUGGCCUCUGACUCUUAUUUUGCACAAGUUAACCUCGACUUUGUCUUACAAUGCACAAAAAUGGAUAAAAAGAACUUGGCCAAUAUCACAUGUCCCACCAUCUUAACGAAUGCAUACUUGGUCAGUAAUACAUUUACUGUUAACUCUGAAGCACCGCAUUUCCUCCCCAACUGGCACAAAUUUACACUGCCUUGAAGAAAGUGACAAGAUUCCUUACUAUUUAUAAAUCUUAUAUACUGGUAUUUUUAACUUUUGACGUAGACAAGAUAGGGAAAGUCUGUCUACACCUCUGAAAAAGUGUCUUAAUAUUAGGAAAAUUGCCAAAUUUCAAACUGAUACAUCUUAAAUGAGCAAAUUAAGAUAAAGCUUCCCAAACAUGCGAACAUUUGCAGAUGUUUGUAUGGUGGGGCUGGGGCAAGUUUGUGCCCCCAAAGAUACAUAUUUUUGUAAAAUUUAGUGACUUUGAGGAGAUAUAUUUUCAUCAGUGUUCAACAAAUCACUUUCAAACUGACUCAGUUUCUUCUUGUCUGUUGCUAAGGAUGACAAGGAUGGACAUGGCCUGGGGGGAGGGACUUUAGCAAUUUUGGGGUGGGGAUGUGCUGCUGGGACCCUGGAACCCUUAGCCUAUACCAGAGCUAGUUCAAGUGAAUUUUGCUACCCUAUACUAAACUAAACCCCAAAAACCCCCCCCCCCCCUUCCUAAAGUAGCUUUUUUUCAGAAACUACUGAGGUCACUAGCACGGUCCAUCCAAAACAGAACCGAUUUGAUAUUUCUUAUAUUUUUGAGUGGCAAUUCCCAGUUUCCCUAGUCUAGACUUAAGUCUUCAACCAACUGAUCAGUUUCCUGGAAAAUAAUGCCCUAUUCUAGACCUAAACUCUCUGAUUUAUAUACCCUAUCCCAGAGUAAACUGCUUGAAAACCAUACCCUUAACAUAGCCCAUAUAUGCCUCCAAAUAUGCCUCCAAAACAAAAAUCACUAACAUACUUACUAUGUUCAAUGCUUCCUGAUGAAGUUUGUUUGAUAUCUUCUAGGCAUUAUAUUGUGUACGGGUGAUAGCACUAAAUAGCCACUUUAUCUCAGAAUUAACCUAAAACAGCAAUAUCCUUUUGCCAUAACUGUUAAGGGGUCAAAAUUAUAUUCGGUUUGAAAUUUUUAACCUACAAUCUUGUACAAAAAGUGUUGACAGAAUUUUGCACUUUCUUACCCACAGAACUCCUAUCCCACGGAUAUUUAAAUUGGUACUGCUAUGGCCCCCCUCCUCGGCCCCACCCUGGUCAAAGUUGUUUAGUCAGAGGUUAUCCAGCCAAACUUCAAUGUUGUUGUUGGGGGGGGGGGGGUGGUGGUGAAGGGAAGUAUUUGUAGUUGCCAGUGCUUUCAUUUCUCUCUACAUUUUUGUCCAAGAUUGUAGAUUGAUUCUCAUUCACGAGUUUAACGAAUUAGGGCUAGGAGACAAGGAAAAUUGAAAUUUAACCUGGGUUAAAAAAUAGCAACCUGAAUAUAAUUAUUUUUUAACAUAGCCCCUUUAAUUUAACUCCAUCUGUGCCACAUAUUUGCUGCAAUAUGGGGGAAGAGUGACCCAUCCCAGGACAUAAGCAUAUUUGUAACCAAGAGAGACAUAAACCAUACACACCUUUUUCUUUUGCUUCAACUCAUCAUCUCUUUACGUUAACAAGGGGCUAGCAACUGAGAUGUCAGUUUUCGAAUCCUUUUACAGUGGCAAAGUAACUUUUGAACUCUAUGGUGACUUAACAAUUUUUGCCUUUUUUUCUUUGUUAGAGCUGGUAUUGUGUCAGUGAGUAUCAACUUGAUACUCACUGAUAAUACUACAAUGAAUAUAAAUAUUUCUUCAUUUUUUGGAGACUUAACAUUUGAUCAGCGAAUUUUGCAAAAUAACAUCCAUGUGUUUUUUUCUAAUUUACACUUUCAGGACUGACCUUCAGUUAUACUGUAUCUCUAAAGAUGGAAACAUCGACACCAUUAAAUCCAGCUGCCUCAGUGACUACUCAUUAGAUGAUUAUGUGUCAUUUUAUCUUGGGUGUAGCUUUUCCUUUGAGGAAGCAAUGAUAAAAGCAGGAAUUCCUCUUCAAAACGUCUCUGAGAAAAGGAAUGUUUCAAUGUUUAUAACUAACAUUCAUUGUAAGCCCGUUGGGCCAUUUUCUUGUCCAAUGGUUGUUUCAAUGCGUCCCAUUCCAAGAGGGCUUGUAGAAAAAGCAGUCAUUGUUACAGCAGCUUAUGAUGCAGUUCACGGAGCACCAAUUCAUGUUGGAGAUCCAUCUGUUAUAGGAAUAGAUGAUAUAAACAACACAGACUUUGGUGACCCUUCAGACAUUGAUGAUCUUAUACCCAUGUUUUGGGCUUGUGGUGUAACAUCAUCACUAGCAGUAAGAUCAGCAAGUAAGAAAAGUUUUGUUAAGCUUAGUCUGUACACUGCCGUUUUGUUUUAUUUUUGUUUUCAUUCUUUUUGAAAACAUCAGCGAGCAGAGAUCGAGCGAGAAAGAAAAAUUAAGUCUAAAAUUUUCUUAUUUCCUCCCACUACCCCCAUGUGCUGGCAGUCAAUAAAUGUCCCCUGCUUACCACUAUGUUUUUUGUCACGCAUGCUCGAUGGCCUUUGAAGGGAAAAUAGAGGGUCUGUGAACAGGCUAUGUUCAGCUAACAAAUAAACAAAUAGAUAUUUUAUGCAAGUGUAUCUGUUCAUGCAGUUAUAGAUUACAAAAGACAUCAAAAUGUGAUAUGAACAAGAGUCAGGUGCAUUGAGUGUCAUCUUCUUUAAGAUACAACUAAUUAAAAUAGAAAAUCUCUUUUAAAGCAAUUUUAAAUGAAGUUACUUUUCCGGUUUGCAGAACCUUCACUGUGCUUCAGCCAUAGUCCUGGUUCAAUGUUUAUUGCAGACAUUUCUGUUAAUGAAUAUUUCAAACUCCAUAAACCACAACAUGGUGAUGAACAACCAAGGCUUAUCACUCUGACAGAUCAACCCUACCUUGCUUCUGUCUGUUCUGACACUGCGCUGAUGAAAGUAGAAGAUCUGGCUAAGAUAUCUGCUGACCCAAGCAACACUGGAAGUACAGAAGAUGUUGUGGUGACUAGUGAAUUCUUGAAGAGUGCAGUGAGAUUAUCCCAUGCCCCGUCUGUUGUUAUUGGCUUUCUUGGAGGAAAUGAAAGCUCUAUAGAUUAUAUCCAGGGAGUGAUGGCUCUUGUCAAAGCUCUUCAAGCCUUGAACAAGCAAAUAACUGUUGUUAUGCCUCAAAAUUCACAACAAUUUCAGGAUAACAUUGAAGCAUAUGCAUCCCAAGGACAAAUCUCCAAAGACAAUUUCCAUGUGGUUAAAUGUGAUAGGAAUUGUGAUGUUAACGAGGCAGUCUUUCAGGGAGAAAUCAAUCACAGACGUGACACAGUGAUCGCAUUUCAGCUUACCAGAACCCCUGAAAAGGCUGACUUUAAAGAUCCAGUGGAAAGUUUUUUCCAAGAAGGUGGUUAAUUUUUUGGUUUGAAUGUGCAUACCUUUACCCUUUCCGUAAAUUAAAGUACUUUGUCGAACUAAGGAAGAGGCAUGAAGAAGGAAAAAUUCUGGAUUUUUGUCAGUACCUCUGUUCCUGAGAUCUGUGAAAAUGCAGCUGAUUUUUAGAAAAACCAUUUACUGGUUUAAAAGAUGGUGUGCAAUUAAUGACACUUUACUUCUAAUGUAGCCAUAUCCCAUGGACUCUUUCUUUGUGUCACUGCUCUCAUUCAGUACAAUCUUCUUUUUCAGUAAAUGGUACUUGCUUUCCACGGCAAUGUAAUGUUGAUCCUAGCAGUAUGCUUAUUCUGGGUGCACCACACAUGAACCAAGUAUAUGCCCUGGAUUUACUCAAACUUUAUUAAUUUUUGUGCUUUUCUCAAGCAGUAAGGAGCCAGGAAAAUGGAAUUGUGUCCAUAAAGAUCACUGAAGUUGAAACUAUCCCAUCAGUAGAUCAAGCCAUGGACAGCCACACAUUGAUCACCAGCUCAUUGAAGGUGGCUGGGUGUGGUCUUGCUGCUGCUCUCUAUGUUCUUAACAAGUGUCCAAUUCACUCACGAUAUGUGCGGCAUGGUAUUGGGAAGAAACAAGUAUAUCAAGUUGAACAGUUUAAACUGCAUGGAGUUGAGGUACGAAUGCUUAAAUUGAGAGCUUUUCAGCAAUGGUGUAGGUGUGACCUUUCAUGUUGGCAGUUAACAAAACCAGGAUUGGACCAGAUCGAACAACUUGUAACCCUAUCCCCAACCUUUUACCAUUAGUGAGUUACAGGGAUUAAUUCAAUUCAGUUCUUUCCAGGUCUUGUUACCCUUUUUUUAUGUUCUUAUGAUACCAACUGAAAGCUAAAUAAGCAGUGCUCUUCUGUUAGUCCUUUAAGUCCCAAUACUGACUAACGUCAAUUUUCUCCUAACAAUAUCCAUACAAUGUCAAGCGAUUAGGUUAUGAGAAUUAAUAAAAUGAUCACCUAAGGGAAAAUGCCCUGAUCUUUUAUCAAAUUCUCUCAACUCAUUCAUGAAGGAAAUGUAUGGAGGUCAGUUUGGAGAAUUUGUAUGUGGAUAUUGGGGCUAAAAGGGUUAAACUCUAACCAUUUAUGUGACAGAUAUUUGAUAACAGAUGUUUGUAGAGGGGUGGGUGGUGGGGCAAGUUUGUGAUCCUCUGUCUGUCCUGCUUCAUGUAGGCUGAUGUGAAAAUGUCACACUCACCCUGACAUAAACUUCCUCACCCUUGCCUCACUAUACCACAGGUGGCCCAAGCGUAAUAUGAGAGUUUGUAUGGGAAAAAUAGAGUUUGAAACUUAGACGAAAUAAAUGAAGUAAAAGCGAUAAAAGUUCUCAAUUAAGUGUAAAUAUUGUUACCUGGAGUCGUUGUCUUUGCUUUUACGAAGUUUCAGCGUGAUUUGAGUACUUUUACAUCAUCUGACCUGACAGUGUAAUAUUAUUACACUGUCAGGUCAGAUGAUGUAAAAGUACUCAAAUCGCGCUGAAACUUCGUAAAAGCAAAGACAACAACUCCAGGUAACAAUAUUUACACUUAAUUGAGAACUUUUAUCGCUUUUACUUCAUUUAUUUUGUCUAAGUUUCAAACUCUAUUUUUCCCAUACAAACUCUCAUGUUACGCUUGGGCCACCUGUGGCUAUACAAACAUCUGUAAAAUUUUGCAACCCUUCCAGUGCUGUACCUUUGUUAGUGUUCAACAGAUCACUUUUAAUCUUGGCGGGCCCUGUAACUUAUUUAAGGCAUUGUUUAAAGUAGUGUUAACAGAUUUUUGCGAGCUAUUCCAAGUCAAAAGAUGAAAAAAGAAAAGCAUGGAAGUGAUUGUUGAACCACAAUAACAUAUGCACCAUUUCAUUGGCUCCAAAUUCUGAUGGAAAGAUCAACUUAAGGUUGUAAAGUGUUAUGCUAGGUGCAUCAGUGUUACCUUUAAGUGAUUGUCAAAGACACGUUUAUUUUGACUAAUGACUCCUACUAUCUUUUGUCUUAUAGGAAGAAGUUUGCAGCCGUAUGUUCCAGAUUGUAACAGGAAGUUGA